AUGGCAACUGCAACAGCAUAUGCAGUCGCUCCUAUACCUGCAAAUGCAACAGUUACGGCAACUGCAACAGAAAAUGUAUCUGCAGUUACUACUGUACUGAAAGCCGCACAGUUAACAACAGCAGAACUGCACAAUUACCUGCUAAUUCCACUGCAACUGAAACUUUACGUGCAUCAGCAACCAACUAUAAACGGGAAACUGCAGCUUACCCACACAUGCUACUGCACCUGCACCUGCCCGGGCAAUAACCCCGGCAACUCAACUACAACUGCCUCUAAAACUAACACUUCUACUGCUAAAGUAAAUACACAUGCAACGGUACUUACAAUUUUAUCAGCUGGUGCAACUGCACCUGCAGUUUUCACUGCACUUGCUACUUCAACUACAACUGAAACAAGAAAUUCUUAUACACCAGCAAAAGCAACUGCCACUGCAAAUGGAAUAGCAACUGCUUCUGCAACUUUACAUGCACUUGCAACACACUAUUCAAAAGCAACUGCACAUAGAACUGCUACUGCAACUGCUACUCACCAAGCAGACGCAACUAAAAGUACACAUGCUAAGGCUACUGUAACUGUAACACUACAUGCAGCUGCUACUGCUACUGCAACUGCACAUGCUAACGCAACAGCUACUGCUACACCACAUGAAAAUGCAACAGCAAAUUUACCUGCAACUGCAAUUGCAAUUUUAUCUGCAACUGUACAUGCAACUGCAUCUGCACAUUUUACUGCAACUGCAACUGCUAUAGCACAUGAUAAUAAAACUACAACAGCAAAUACAUAUGGCGACUGUAACUGCAUAUGUAACUGCUCUGCACAUGCAAAUUUAACUGCUACUCUAACUAAAAAAGCACCUACAACUCUAUCUGCAAAAGCAAAUACUACUGCAACAGAAAAAGCAACUGCAACUGAAAAUGUAAUAGCUACUACAAAUGCAGCUGCGUCUGCAUCUUUACCUGCAAAUGCAACUGCAAAUGCCACUGCUAAUUCAACUGCAAAUAAAACUAAACAUGCAACUGUACAUGCAAUUGCAAUUACAAUUGCAUAUGUAACAACUAUAGACAUCUAUACUGCACAUGCUACUGCUACUACAACUGCUCAUGCAUAUUCAACUUUAACUGCACUACGAACUGCAAUUGCAGCGGGAGCUGCUGUUGCAUAUAGCACUGAAACUACAACAGCACAUGCAUAUGCUAUUUUAAAUGCACGACCGACUGCAAUCACAAAUGUACCUGCAACUGCAGACGCAACUGCAGCUGCACAUGCAAUUGGCACUGCAAAUGUAGCUGCUACUGCAACUAAAACUGCACUAGUAACUAGACACACAACAGCGUCUGCAAAUGCAAAUGUACAGGCAAUUGCAUAUAAGACUCUAUAUGCAGCUUCUAUAACAUACAGCAGCUUUAAUGCACAUACAACUGCAAAUGCUACUGCUACAUCCCAUGCAACCGCACGUGCUACUGAAUCUGAAGAUGCAUAUGCAUCUAGACUUAUAUCUGCAAAUAAAAAUGCAUGUUUAAAUGCAGAUGUAGAGGACUUUUUAACUGACUUAAAUACAAAUGGUGCUCCACAUGCAGCUGCAACUGCAACUUUAAAAGAACAUGCAUCUGCAACAGCAACUGCCCAUGUAACAUGUUUUUUAUCAGCAACUUAUAUGCAAAUUUUACUUAGCAUGCAGCUGCAACAAACUGCACAUGCUCUUGUACCCAUAUCUGCAACAGCAAUUGAAAAUUUAAAUGCUAUUUUCAAGCUGUUGCAACGAAAAAUGAAACUGAACAUGCAAUUGCCACUGCACUGCACCAGCUACACUUUGCGUGCUACAGCAACUCCAAAUGCACAUGCAACUGCUACUCAAACUUCACAUGCUAAUGCAGAUAUAUCAACAUAUUUUUUUGCUACUGCAAAUCUACAUGCAACUGCAACAUUUCCAAGAAAUUUUAUUGCAACUUCAAAAACUUAUGCAAAUGUAACUUUGCAUGACGCUGCAACAAACACUGCAACUGCAAUUGCAAAUAAAACUGCUAAUGCUACUUUCGCUGCAACUAAUCAUGCUAAUGCUACUUCUACUAACAUUGCCCAUUCAGUUGCUGCUGCAUCUGAACAUGCUUUUGUACCUAUAUCUGAAACCGCAACUGCCAAUAAAAACAAAAUUUCACAUAAAGCUGUAACAGAAACUGCAACUGGAAAUGCAACCGCAACUGCACUGCACAUGCUACGGCAACUACCACUGCAUCUAAAAAUGCUACUGCAGCUGCAUAAUAAACUGCAACUGCACAUGCUAUUGCACUUACAAAUGCAUAGGUAA
Molecule: messenger RNA, 2307 nt
Organism: Polistes canadensis
Lineage: Eukaryota; Metazoa; Arthropoda; Insecta; Hymenoptera; Vespidae
Product: cell wall protein IFF9-like
Exons: 11
Coding region: 1-2307 (768 amino acids)
Source: RefSeq, a predicted model, not a curated record